Messenger RNA from Suillus fuscotomentosus, 948 nucleotides. RefSeq lists its product as uncharacterized. The transcript has 7 exons. NCBI's taxonomy places the organism in Eukaryota, Fungi, Basidiomycota, Agaricomycetes, Boletales, Suillaceae. Bases 1 to 948 code for a protein of 315 amino acids. The record is from RefSeq and is a predicted model, not a curated record.
AUGGUUCCUGGUACUUCGCGUCUGGAGGGUCACCCCGGUCGCUCAUACUUUGCUGCGCCAGUGGGGUUGAAGACCCUCUUGGGCGUGCUUUGCCUUCGCACUUGGCUCAUUUCUGGUGCACCACACACUGCUGCAGACUUCCUCUCAUAUUUCAGGUGUGCCAAUUGUUCACCUUUCACUUGUCAGGCUCAUCACACCCGUCACUUUAGCUACAUCUUCCUUUUUGACUCUCACCAUACCAUAUCAAACUCUGAGUUUUCCAUCAUGCCCAACACUCUGACAAUGUUCAAGGGUGACCCGACACUUCGUGCAUCUUGGUUACAAUCUUACGAUGCCCUUGCCAUCGCCAUCCAGGACAAUCUAUUCCACCAUUUCGAAGAAGAAAAUGUACAAGCCUGCGCCGAUGGUCAUUUUGGUGUUGUCGACUGCUUUCAAUGGCCUCAAGCCUAUGACAACAUCUUUUGCAAUUCCGUCUGCAUUCCUCGUAAGGAGGUUUACCUGUUCCCGCAUCCACUUCACUGGGCGUGGUACACUCCCAAGCAAAAGGACUUCAAGACCAUCCCAGGCAAUUCGUUCCCUGUAGGCACGCUUGCCUCUGACAAGGUCGAAGGACUGGAGUCACUCCUCAAAUUAGUGGAAAAACGUGUACAGGACUGGAGGGCCAAUCGACAAGUCAAAAAGGAUGUCAUCAUCAAUUGUGUCAUCUCUCUUCGACACGGUAUCUUGCGGCUCAAAAAACAUCCCCUGACAUUUCGCGAUCUCCUCAUCUUCGUCAUGGAUGCCCAAUGCCUCUUCCUUGAAAUCCACUCUUUUAUGGAUUGGGUUCUCAUUGCCCAACCUCGCAUCUCCUCUGGCAUCGGGACUGUCAUCGUCAAUUCGGAAUGGAUGGGCGCUUUCAUGCAUGACAGUGACAUGUGCAACAAGCUCCACAUGGCUGAGUAUAAAUGA